AUGGCUUUUGUUGCUGCUUUUCUUGCCGUGGCCGGUCUGGCUAGCGGUGCGACUAUCACCACGUCAGAGCCUGCCGUGGCCGCAAUUGAUCGAGCUGAGGCCACUACCGUGCCACAAACCUGGACCUCUAGCGUCAAGGGUUUAGCUUUUGAUCGUUUCUACCAGAUCUGGCUGGAGAAUGUCGACUAUAACAACGCUGCUGCCAAUGUUGACCAGCAGUGGUUGGCGAGCAAGGGUAUUACCCUGACCAACUAUUAUGGUGUCGGCCACACAUCUCAGCCCAACUACUGUGCCGCUGCUAGUGGUGAUAACUACGGCAUGGACAACGAUCUCUUCCACAAUAUCCCGUCCAACGUGUCAACGAUCGCUGAUCUGCUGCAUACGAAGGGAAUCUCAUGGGGCGAGUACCAGCAGGAUUUGCCCUAUCCAGGCUUCCAGGGCUACAACUAUUCCAACCAGGAGACCUAUGCCGAUGACUAUAUGCGCAAGCACAACCCUCUGGUGAUGUUUGACCAGAUCUCCAGCAACGACACUGCUCUGCGCUUGAUCAAGAACUUUACUUCUUUUUACGACGACCUGAGCAACAAGCAGCUGCCCCAGUGGGCCUUCAUCACCCCAAAUAUGACCAACGAUGCCCACGAUACCAACAUCACCUUCGGUUCACACUGGCUCCGAGGCUUCGUGUCUAAUCUUAUGGAUAACACCUACUUCUGGGACAACACUCUGCUGCUGUUGACUUUCGAUGAAACUGAGACCUACAACGUUCCUGAGUCCGAAAUUUACAACGACCGCAACCGUGUGUUCAGUAUUCUACUAGGCGGUGCUGUCCCCAAGGACAUGGUUGGCACCAAGGAUGAAACAGUCUACACCCACUACUCAAGUAUCGCAUCUGUCGAGGCUAACUGGGGCUUGCCCUCGUUGGGUCGCUGGGACUGUGGUGCUAACCUGUUCAAGCUGGUCGCCGACAAGGUCAACUACACGAACUGGGACAUCGACGCCAGCAGCCUGUGGUUGAAUCAGUCUCUUCCCGGCCCGCUGGAGCGCUGGGGUUAUUCUAAAUACCGUGCCAGCUGGCCUGUGCCGACCACGAAUGACUCGUGCUCGGCUGGCAAUGGUAUUCUCCAGUCAGUGAUUGACACCUACAAGGGCCGCGCCCCGACUUAUAACUACUCAUCGCCCUUCCCCUACGACGCCGCGUACGGCCUGGAUACCGGUGUUUCUUACUCUCGCAAUGGUGAGACCUACGUGUCUGGUGUCAAUACUACAGGUAUCGUGGGCUAUGAUACGAAUUCGACCACCACAUCUAGCUCUGCAGCUGCAUCCUCGAGUACCGGUGCCGCCUCUAAUCUGGCCAUUCCAGUCACUAGCUCCUUCGCCGUUAUCUUGAGUGCCUUUUUUGGUCUCUUGUAA
Molecule: messenger RNA, 1410 nt
Organism: Penicillium lagena
Lineage: Eukaryota; Fungi; Ascomycota; Eurotiomycetes; Eurotiales; Aspergillaceae
Product: phosphoesterase-domain-containing protein
Exons: 3
Coding region: 1-1410 (469 amino acids)
Biological process (GO): phospholipid catabolic process
Molecular function (GO): hydrolase activity, acting on ester bonds
Source: RefSeq, a predicted model, not a curated record